Molecule: messenger RNA, 1819 nt
Organism: Wyeomyia smithii (pitcher-plant mosquito)
Lineage: Eukaryota; Metazoa; Arthropoda; Insecta; Diptera; Culicidae
Product: SET and MYND domain-containing protein 4-like
Exons: 2
Coding region: 176-1771 (531 amino acids)
Molecular function (GO): protein binding
Source: RefSeq, a predicted model, not a curated record
CGCUGGUAUCGAUGCUAGUAUCGCCCAUCCCUAUUACACGAACUGUACGAAAGUGUUCUUCCUCCUUUUGUUUGGGUUAUCACAAAAGUCCUUUUCCUUUCGUAUUUAGAGCAAACCGCAAACACCAAAUCGAAUAUUUCAUAUAAUUUGUAACCGAAAUUCGCCGGUGCUUAGCAUGAUCCGUCCGGAGUUGGUCCAGCAGUUGGCUUGUCCGUCAUUUGGUCUUGCCACUUCUUGGAUUAUAUCUCGAAAAGGUAUACCGGCAGAGUCACUAGAUGAAGUGCAACGAAACUUCCGGAGAGAAUUAUGGCCGUUUUCAAAAUCACCUGCUACUAAAGAUAAUACCCGAGCGAAAAAGUUACGUGAACAGGCCAAUGAAUGCUAUCGGAAACCGCCGACUGAAUUGGACAUCGCUCUUCGGAAGUACAACGAAAGUAUUAGCCAUGCCGUUGAUGGAUCUGAGGAUUUGGCUCUGGGUUAUGCCAACCGUUCGGCAGUUUAUUUUAACCGGAAACAGUACCACCGGUGUAUUCGAAACAUUGAGCUAGCGAAAGCUAAUGGAUAUCCCAAGGAUAAGAUGGAGAAACUUUUGGAGCGAGAGAAAAAGUGUUUGGCGCAAUUGAAGGAACAUGAUUUAGCAACGAAAGAAACACAGUCUAAAGAAUCUACCUAUGACUUCAAUAUUUCUGAUAUUCCGGGUUAUGGAAGAGGACUGACAGCAUCAAAGGAUUUUAAAGUAGGAGAUGUCGUUUUAAGAGAACAUCCGGUUUUGGUAGUUCUUGAACCCGAAGUGACUUACACCAGGUGCGCAGCCUGUGGGGUCGAAAAUGAAUUCGAUUUAAUUCCUUGCAAGCACUGUGUUUUGGCCAUGUACUGCUCGGAGAAAUGUCGUUUGGAUGCGUAUGAACUGUAUCAUCGCUAUGAAUGUGAAAUUAUGCAAGACUUGGCUCAUUUGUUUAGAGGACCGAAACCCACACGAAUGUUUUUGUUAACUUUGCGUUUGUUCUGGUUGGUUAUGACUGAUUUGAUGAAAAAUCCCGCUGAUUUUAUGCACCGAUUUGAGAAAAAUCUGAAUAAAUAUCGAGAUCCCCGGAACGUAAAUCCGACUGGUAUACAUUUACAUGUUUUGUCGAACCCUCGCCCGAAUAUGACCGAAGACCGAACGGGGGAAGGUGUUAGUCAAUUUUUGACUGUACUGAUCUAUAAUAUAGCGAUAGUCGGAAACAGUUCUAUUGAAGAGCAAAUUUGCAAAGACUACCAAACUUUACUGUUAGAUGUUUUGUACCGAUUGAUGCAGCAAGCUAAACAAAUCUGUGACCAAAGCAUGUCCGGCGUUACAUGCUACUAUCCGUUCCUACAAUUGGUUAAUCAUUCCUGUGCUCCAAACACGGAACGAUUUACUACCGCAGGUCUUGAAUCGUGCUUGGUAACGAAACGGCCAAUAUUGGCAGGAGAACAAAUAACUAUGUGCUACUUCCCCAAUGGAUCUUCGGAUGUGAUGUCAAAGGAUAAACGCCAAACUCAACUCCAGAAGGAAUUUAGUUUUACCUGUCACUGCCUCGGAUGCACGUUAGACUACCCUCUGCUAAGCGCGAUCGAAGAAAAUACCGAGUUGCAAUGUGAACUUCAAUCAAUCAAUACGAGCGAAGAAAGUCCUAACGUAUUGCGAGCCCUAGAAGAUUUCAUUCAGCGACAUGACAAUCAAUACCCACAAAAAGAGUUGGCUCAAGCGUGGUCAAUGUAUAGAGAACGAAUAAUUGAACAUCUUUAGUGGUUUUAAUAUUUCUAGUUCAAAAUACAACAUUUUGUUUCUGACCAA